Molecule: messenger RNA, 1947 nt
Organism: Aureobasidium musti
Lineage: Eukaryota; Fungi; Ascomycota; Dothideomycetes; Dothideales; Saccotheciaceae
Source: the annotation of a GenBank genome assembly
AUGCACUUUCCCAAGCUGAGUCCGCUACAAUGUCGCUUCACCGUGUCGCUGGCGGCAUCGCUCCUUGUCCUGUCCAUCUAUCUCUUCCUCUGGAACCCGCACUUCGCCUAUGCCUCUGAGAUAGAAACUCCGAUCACUACCUCCCCACUCGUUCUGGAUGAUUACGCUCUCGACCCGACAGACGAGCUGGACGAUGCAGAAGAUGUAUAUGAACAUGUACAAUACACGAAAAGAGCCGUGGGAGACGUGGUGACGCUGGGUGGAAGCAAUGUGCCGGGGCUGCUUAACAUUGAGGCCGGCAACACAACCAUCUGGCACUUUAGCAACUCGUCGCUCUGGGCUCCCAAGGCAAACUCGACUCCUGGCCUUCCUAGUGCCAUCGACGAUGGUGAUACGGGCGACUCUGGCACCAUCUACAAGCGCCAAAAUCCAACAACCAGGCUGGUUUACAUCUCCGUGACCACCUGUCUGCAACCCCAGUGGAACGGCUCGACAAACCAGACCAUUCUACCGCCUCAGCUCACCCUUUUCGUUUCCAAUUCCACCUCGAACAAAGAGCCCGGCCCAAAUGCUCCUGCGGAUAGACAAGUCGCCAUCACCCUCAAUGAGGGCUUUGCCAAUUACUCCAUGAACGCUACAACCGAUAUUUACAUGUCAGUCCACGCUCCUGCAUUGCCUGCAAAUUUCUCCGGCAUCUGGAACUACGAAAUCGCCGCCUCUAUUGACAACUACUAUCAUGGCGCCCAUCCCGACUCACCCUUCCUCUAUCUAGUAGAUACCGACACCCACGCCGCUCUGCUUGUCACAAACAACUUGACUGAAGCCAACCCGGACGAUCUUGUCUACCAACAAUGGAUGAACCUCACCUCGCCUUUCACCGUCUUCGUCCAACCUACCCUCGACCGAAGCCUUGACGGUAUGAGGAAUAGCUACUGUGGCAUGACCCAUGCUAGCAUUAACAAUGCUUCAAGCUCUGUACAGUCGGGAAUGAUUACCCGUGGCUUGGGUCACAAACCCAAAGAGCAGUUCUACAUCCAGAAUCUGAACGGCAGUACCUCGUACUUCGGAGUUCUAGCCAUGGAAGGCAAUUCAACAAAGACAGGCAGUGGCGUUGUCGGUGGUGGUGGCCAAGUCUGGCAACCCGUCAACUUCAAGACCAAGGCCGACAACAACUGUGCUCUCGUCUUCAACUUGACUUUCUGCCACGAUGUUGCCUACGCCGUGCCCAGCAAUCCCGACAAGUAUCCUGACCAGCCCUCUCUCAGCGCUGUUUAUGAUUCAUAUGCCGCCGGUCUGUACGAGAACUUUAACAAGUCCCUACAGCAGAUUCCCUGCAACACAACCUUGUCAGCACAAUACUCGCCUGCCAAGAAUUGCGACGACUGUGCCGAUGCAUACAAGCAAUGGCUCUGUGCCGUCACCAUGCCACGCUGCGAGGACUUUUCUUCUCCUCUGCCUUGGCUGCAGCCCCGCAACAUGGGUCAGUCCCCCAUCAACUCGUCUUCCUCUUCGAUCGGCAGCAUGCCCAAUUCAGACAUGUUCCAACAAAUACAAGGUCAGCUGAACCAACAAUACAUUCCCAUGACCUCUGCCCCCAGCGACAGCGAUGCCUUCCGUCAAACCUACGCAUCUGUGCAGGCCUCCAACAGCUCCCGUAACCCGACCAUUAUCGUCGAUAUGAUUCAACCUGGUCCGUACAAGGAAGUCCUUCCUUGUGAAGACUUGUGCUACAGUCUGGUGCGCAGUUGUCCAGCUGCUCUAGGGUUUGGUUGCCCUGACCCGGGUAGAGGGCUUGAAGUCGAUUACGGCCAGAGAAGUGACGAUGGACAGGUCACUUGCAGUUACCUUGGUGCAGUGUAUUACCUGAACACUGCCCCUGUACUCGGCAGUGUUUCUUCGGUGGCUAUUGCGGUUGCUGCCGUGCUGUCGUUGUGCAUACUGGCUUGA